This is a messenger RNA of Acanthosepion pharaonis, 453 nucleotides long. Lineage: Eukaryota; Metazoa; Mollusca; Cephalopoda; Sepiida; Sepiidae. The record is from the annotation of a GenBank genome assembly.
AUGACCAUUUUUUCUUUCUUCUAUUUUCAGGCGAACAAUUUCUUUCUUUCUUUCUUUCUUUCUUUCUUUCUUUCUUUCUUUCUUUCAUUCUUUUUUUCUUUCUCUCUUUCUUUCUUUCUUUCUUUCUUUCUUAGUCACUGUCAAUGUGACCAUCAUAGGUGUUUCCGGUUGAUAAGCUAUCUAUCUAUCUAUCUAUCUAUCUAUCUAUCUAUCUCAUUCUAUUCAUUGCUAUGUAUCCAUCUCACUUUAUUCAUAUCUCUCUACCUCUCUAUCUCCCUAUCUCCCUAUCUAUCUAUCUAUCUAUCUAUCUAUCUAUCUAUCUAUCUAUCUAUCUAUCUAUCAGUUUAUUCAUAUCUAUCUAUGUAUGUUAGUUUAUUCAUUAUAUAUUUAUCUAUCUAUACAUCGGCUUGUCUUUAUCUAGAUAUUUAUAAAAAAAUAUCUUGGAAAACUUAA